CCUUCGCAACCACAGGUGAAGAGCAAGGGGAAAAAAAACGAGGGGAAAAACAUUAUUCAGGAGCUUCGUUCCGUAUUGGCCAGCAUAGCUUCCCUGGCCAUAUUCCAUCCACUCGCUGGCUACCGAGCAGAGCCACCCAUCGACCGUCCAGUACUGCUGCCUGACGAACCGUCGAAAUGAGUGCAUCGGCAGACAAUGGAGGGGGGGACCCGUCCCCUACCGCAAGGGACAAGAACGGUGAGCUCCAAAAAAACACGUCGAGGAUCCGUCAGGGUGUGUCGUCUGCAAGUAGCAGCUCGACCAACAACAUCGGUAGACCCAAAAGGAAAAUACCCACUGCCAUUCGAUCGGCAAGGCCUUCGCGAGAGUCAUCGCCCGCCCGAUCGGCUGGACCAAAAACGCCACAAACGCAGGGACAACAGCAGCUUCCUGCCAGCUCCUUAGCCCCACACAUCGACUCCCACCAGCGUCCUUCUCAACCGCUGCCGAAUACCCCCCGCCUGGCGGUCUCCCGAACUCCACCUCCCGAUUCCCGACAGCCGCUGCCUUCACCUCGCAAACGAAGCGAGAAUCCCCCCCCUACUCCGACAUUUCAGCUCCGCCGGGAGGGCAGCAUCCAUAACGAGGAGCCGGAAGACGACCUCCCGGGAAUGAGGACACCGCGAAGCAACUCCGGUACAACGCUGGAAACUGUCGUCGAAAGUAGCCUCCCUGGAACCCCUUCGGUCGGAACAUUGAGGUCUCUGGAGGACUCGGUGGCAGCGCUCGUUCACCGCCAGCCAAGCAGUUCAUCGUUGGCAGGUAGCAGGAUAUCCGAGGAGGUCGACGACACCACCGAUUCCGCCUCCACCAUCACACGGAAGCGCGCAGAUUCGGUAUCUUCGUCUAUUGCCCCGACGGAAUCCGAAUCCGAAGCUGGAUAUAGGAGUGGUGACAGGACACCAACAUCAUCGUUAUACAGAGUGCCGCCCCCGGCAAGAGUUUUCGGACGACGGCCCACGGUGACGGGAAAGGAGCCUUCCUCCAAGGCUAUGACCGUGGAGACGGAGACGGUCAGCUCUGUUCCUCAGAUAGGUCUCGGUGCGGUGGGACCUGCCGGAGGUGCUAGCAUUAGGAGUAAGAAGAGCACGGACACCAUCAGGGCCUCUAGGAGGGAGAAGAAACGGGCAAUCAAACGAGCUAUGGCUGCAGGGCCUUCCAAUCCAUCCAGCAAAGUGGAAAUCUUUGCCGCAAAGAUCGCCGAAGCCGUGGAUGAGGCGUUUUCAUCAGAUUCGGAUGAGACAUUCGUCUAUGAGUCGAAUCCUCCAGAUGCACCCCACCACACCCAUCAAAGGCCUGCAAGUAGAUUCCAUUCCCGGACACCUAGUGCAACAUCCAUUGGACCGGAUUUGAGGGGGCAGAGGUUGCCCCUGAUGCAAUCAAUGGAGGGCACCAACACCGCUGGACGUAAGGGGAUGAAGUUCGUCAACAAUUCACUCAAAGAACCCGGUCUUGGAGGCGAUGGCGUGCCAAACGAUGGGACGAGUAGUGAGAGGGCAGGUGCUGGAAGUGCCAGGGAGCACCAGAUGCACGCUGAGAGGAGUGUUCGACACCACAAUGGACACCAGUCAACACUUAUAGAUGACAACACCUUCCACCGGUCACCCCACAGAUCGGCCCAUUCUGUGCGGAAUGCGGCCACCUCGAUCAUGUCGUCCAGAGGGUCAUCCCGGCCGCCAUCACCUAGACAUCCCGUGUUCCGGAAUGGGGCCAUCGCGGCCAACGGCGGCACUGGAGGAGGCAGGAAGUCACCAAGAACGCGUGUAUACGAGGCCGAUGUGGAAAACGGGGAUGAUGAGCACACGCCGCUUCUACAGCCCAAUCGCACACGACCGAGGCGAAGGCAGAUGAACGGAUCCGUUCGACAGAUGGAGCAUAAUGCACGACGCAGGGGCUGCUUUAGGACUUAUGCGGGAUGCAUUGUGGCCAUCAUCGCCAUUAUCUUGAUACUGACGGGUGUCGGUGGGUUCUUGGUGUCGACGACGAAUCCAUUACAAGGCGUUAGAGUCCUCAACGUCACGGAUGUCCUCGUCAGCAAACAAGAAAUCAUGCUGGAUCUCGUGGUGCAGGCGGUAAAUCCAAAUGCUAUUGCGGUGACAGUUGGGAAUAUGGACGUGAAUCUGUUCGCGAAAAGUUCACAUGUACGAGAUGGCGAUGGUGGCGAUGAUGGAGACGAUGAGGACCACGGUGGGGAUCACGAUGGGGACCACGAACCCAGCCACGAGGGCGACUGGUGGGAAGGCAGCUCAGUUCCGGGCCUGAAGAAGAAAGACACUGGCACUGAACACCACCUGGGACGAGUGACGAUCACGCUCCUAUCGAAGAAACUCUACCCGCCACCACGCCUACACACGCAAUACCACACAUCCGACAACGUCGACGAGGGCACCGACCCGCCAGACGACCUCCCCAAAGACCGGGAAACAAUGCUUCUCGGCCGCAUCUUCAGCUUCGAUUCCGGGCUAGUAUUUGAAGGCUCCCCGCUCCGCCGGAUGCCGUACAUCUCGUCGGGCGAACUCCGUCUGGCCCGCCCAGGAAACAAAACGGAAGAGGGCGGGACGGCCCGCUGGGAACGCGUGCUCAUGCAUCCCUUCGAACUCAUCGUCAGGGGCGUGCUCAAGUAUCAGCUCCCACUGAGCGGCCGCAUCAGAACUGCACCCAUCUCCGGCUCCGUCAUGAUUCAUCCCGGACUGAAUACUACUCCGACUACUCCGUCCGAAUGAUUGGGGGAUGCGAGAGUAGUGCACGAUACGAUACACACGAGAAACGAAAUGAUUGCAUGAUACAUAAAUAGAUGGUCGAGGAAGGGGGGGAGGAAGGGAGGGAUGGAUGGACCCGAUGGAGUGGGGGUUGUAGCGAGUGAGUGGCGCGCCUGACUGCGUGGGUCUUUCUUUUUCUCUGCUUUUCUUUUUUUCUUUUUUCUUUUAACUUUUUCUUUUUCUUUUGAUAUUGUGGGGAUUGGGGAUCGGAUUGGAUUCUUGUCAAGUGUGUGAAGCAAC
Tricharina praecox is the source of this 3038-nucleotide messenger RNA. RefSeq names its product vacuolar segregation subunit 7-domain-containing protein. Bases 177 to 2762 code for a protein of 861 amino acids. Lineage: Eukaryota; Fungi; Ascomycota; Pezizomycetes; Pezizales; Pyronemataceae. The transcript has 2 exons. Gene Ontology annotation, cellular component: fungal-type vacuole membrane; PAS complex. The record is from RefSeq and is a predicted model, not a curated record. Gene Ontology annotation, biological process: vacuole inheritance; protein localization to vacuolar membrane; positive regulation of phosphatidylinositol biosynthetic process.